ACAAAUGGGCGGGUCUAUAUCACUUUCCACGAAGGAGGCGUGGCGACAGAAACGUAAUGGGCAGGAUGAAGAGACGCAGAGAGCCGGUGUAGUACGCAGAGCUCAGCGAGCUACAGAGGAGUUCGAUACCAGAGCUAAUGUUUGUUAGAAGAAAGGCUGCGAUAAACAUAGAAAACUAAUAAUAAUAACAAUAAUUAUGUCCUCUUGACAGGUUGAGGAGCGAGGCGAUUAGGUCUGUUGCCGGAGCUACUCCAUAUGUGUAACUUAGCUGUUCGAACGACUGCUUGUCUUAAAGGUUAAUUCUAGCGUGGAUUCAACUGCUCGUGCACGAUAGUAGCGACAGAGGAAAUUGAUUGGAUCGGUAGUGCCCUUGCCCAUUCUCCGUCAGAAGGACAACAUCAGACCGGAAUCGAAUCUUCGCGGUCUGCAUCGCCACGAUCCCCGUGCGUGAUCAGAGGAGCUCAAGCAGACUGGCCGUCCUUAAUAUAUUCACCAUAAUGUCAGCAAGAGAGCGGCAGCAGGAAUUCUACAUCAAGGCAGAGCCUGCAAGCCCAGAAAGUAUCAGCCAGCACAGCCCAGGAGGAUCCUCAGAUUCAAGUAACAGUGGUGGAGGGGGAGCAGCCAAUGAACACUACUCUUCUCCACUUUAUGGAGCUCCUCGAUGUCAUUAUGAGGAAGAGAACUCGGAAGAGCCUCCAACAGGGGGCAAAUGCAAGUAUGCCCUUACCACUCUGCCCAAACGACUGUGCCUAGUGUGUGGUGACAUUGCCUCUGGGUUUCACUAUGGGGUGGCAUCCUGUGAAGCAUGUAAAGCAUUCUUCAAACGCACUAUCCAGGGAAGUAUAGAAUACAGUUGUCCUGCUACAAAUGAGUGUGAAAUCACAAAACGUCGUCGGAAGGCCUGCCAGGCCUGUCGAUUUACAAAGUGCUUGAAAGUUGGAAUGCUUAAAGAAGGUGUACGUUUGGACCGAGUACGAGGAGGCAGGCAAAAAUAUAAACGCAGGCCAGAAGUGGAGGCAAUGACAUACCAGGGGUCAUAUCAGAGCCCACAAGCUACUCAGCCUAUCAGGAAGCCAGCUACAACAAAUAAUAUUGUGUCUCACUUGAUGGCAGCAGAGCCAGAGAAGUUGUUUGCAAUGCCUGAUCCACUAGUACAGGACAGCUACCUGAAAACCAUGACCACCCUGUGUGACCUGGCAGACCGUGAAUUGGUUGUUAUCAUAGGCUGGGCCAAGCACAUUCCAGGUUUUCCAUCACUAUCUUUGGCUGACCAGAUGUCAAUUCUACAGAGUGUAUGGCUAGAGGUUCUAAUCUUGGGAGUAGCUUUUCGUUCCCUGCCUUAUGAAGAUGAGAUUGUUUUUGCUGAGGACUACAUUAUGGAUGAAGACAUGUCUACAAUGGCUGGACUAACUGAAUUAAAUGGUGCUAUUAAUCAGUUAGCAAGGAAGUACCGAAAUCUUCAGCUUGAUAAAGAAGAGUUUGUCAUGCUCAAAGCUAUUGCUCUCACAAAUUCCGAUUCGGUUCAUAUAGAGGACUUAGAGGCAGUUCAGCACCUCAAGGAUGUUCUCCAUGAAGCUCUACUCGAGUAUGAAUCCACCAAACACUCAGACGAGCCCCGGCGAGCUGGAAAACUGCUGAUGACUCUACCACUGCUGAGACAAACAGCCAACCGUGCCCUUCAUCACUUCUAUAACCUCAAAGUGGAGGGUAAGGUACCGAUGCACAAGCUGUUCCUGGAGAUGCUGGAGGCUAUGAUGGAUUCUCCUUGACAGCAGGUCAAGAAGGAAAAAAAAGAGACAAUAAUGUUGGCCCUCAAAAAUACAAAAGGGCCUUUAUUUGUUCUAAAGCCAUAUUGGUCUGCAAAGCUAUUAUGUAAAAAGCUGGUCAAGGACAACAAAGAUAUUUAAUAUUGUCAAACAGUACUUCCAUCCUCCUUAGAAGAGGGACUGAACCCAUUAAUGGUGUGCUAUUGUGAAGUGGAACUAAUGAAAGAAACGCUUUUGCAGGAUCUCCAAGUGAACACACACCUUGAUGUCUUGAUUUGGGAGUUUCUUUCAUCUUUCUUCAAUUCUGGCUUCACUGCUAAGAAACAUGAUAAUUAUGAACCAAUAGUAAUUUCCUUCUGGCAAACAAAACAUCAACUCUGGGCAUGUCAGACCAAGCUGUAUGUGAAUCACCAUGCCAUACACAUUUUAAUUAGAUGACAUCUAAGGAAAGAAAUCUGAUUAUGACUACUGUAGUUCUAGUGAAGGAAGCUUUUAUACAUUUUAAAAAAGGGAAUUCCUAAUUUGAAAUAUUAUUAGAUUUUUAUUUAUUGUUAUUUUUUUAUAAUAGGGUUAUUUAUGACAUUACUGUCUUUCCUGUUUGAUGACAGCACCACUUCCAUCAGUGCCUCAACAUUAACAAGAAUAAACGGUCUUCCCACCAUUUUCAUCCUUACAAAUGAUGUUCUAUAAAGUAGUUUCUCUGCAUUCCCAUUGUACAAAAUCAUGAAACCAUAGCACACGCUGUACAGACUUUUUUCCCCUGUUAUAGCCAAGAAUCACACCUGGCUUGGAAAUAUUUUGUAGCAGGAAUGACAGGUUAAGAGUGAAAUAGCAGUAGCCUUUAAUAUACUGUAGAAAUGGUCAUUUAGCACAGAUGGCACAUAAAUUCUUUUUUUUUACAUGAACUUUAUUUCAAAUAGCACCAGACACCUUCACUAUUAUCCCUCUAAGGGUAAGCUGCAAAUGAGUGUUUGCUUAGACAUUGAAUGUACACUUACUGUGUACUUUUAUGUGAGGAAUGCGACACAUAUUCCAGGUGACACUUGCUGCUAAGUGUUAUUGUAAAGUUUACCAUUUACAUGAAAGCUAAUGCUACUUGACAGCAAUAAAAGAUCAACAGCAAGCAUAUAAAUGGCUGUUUAUUUACAGCAUAUUUUUUUAGUACUGUUAUGUUGGUGUUCAAUAUUUACUACUUACCCAUAAUGUUUCAGGUAAUAAAUGUUAAUUUCACUAUUAAGAUGUACAUGUAUGCAAUACAAUCAUUAUAUACAGUAUAUGUGUGUGUAUAAUUAUAUAGUCUUGCAAUAUUAUUUUAUUAGUAUUUAUUUAGGGCAGCUAUAUCAUGCAAGGGUUUACUAAGGUCAUUCCAGAGGUACCCAGACUAUUUCACCCUAAAACUGUUUUGUUGCUUUGAAAAAUAGUUUCAAUAACAAAAUUGUUGCUAAUGAUAGAUACAUUUUAACUGAUUUUGUAAGCGGAUUUUUCAUCAAACAGGUAAAUCUAUUCUGCGAGCGAACAUCCACAAUACAAAGAAACAAUACACCACAUAGCAUUUGUUUAGAAUUAAAUAUUAAGGCAUGGUAUCAUAGAAUGCAGUAUUGGUAAAAAAAAAAAAUGCUGUUGCAGACCAAGACUUAAAUCCAAAGUAGAACAUUACAGAUUAUAGUUAACAGAAUUAUUGCCACAUGAAUACAGAAAAGGAUGCAAACUCCUAAAACAUCAAUUCCUUUUUGUCCACAUAGACUGCAGUAUAAAUGUGCAGGUGACCUUAACAUCUGUGCAAAAGCACUUUAGACAGCUUUUGCAAAGGAGCAGAUGGUGCAUUCUUAAAGAGCAAACUGUGCAAAGUAGCAGAAAUCUAUGAAUGUGGAUGCAUAUGCAGUUUCAUUUUGACCUUUAGUCUCUGUUCAUCCUAAACAUAAGUAAAAUUACUGACAGGAAAGCAGGAGGAUUUUUCUAUGAUCAGGUUGGCUAGGCCUGCCAGCUCAGUGCCUCCCUGAAACGUGGAAAAGGCAUAAUAACUUUACUGAAAGAAAAAAAAAAUGUGUAGCUCUAUCAUUUCAGAAAUAACUGAAUAAGCAGAGUCCCAGCAAACAAUCUGAUGUUGCAAGCUGUGGAUGAUAUGCUGGGAAGAGACAUCAAGGUGCUUUAUUUGUAAGAAUCAAAAUAUAUACAGUAUGAAUUAAAAAAAUAUCAAGAUAAACUGUUAUAAAAGGGAAGACAUUUUAAUUGGUACAGUUUAGAGGAGCUUUGCUUUAGCAGAGAGUCUGAGCUUCAGGUGUGAGCAUUUGCUGUCGACAGCGUGAUUGGCCUUGAACUGAAAUCUAUCUGUUAAAAACAAUGCAGAGCCGGGGAUGCGAACAUCAACAGACAUUAGACUUCCAGUUUUAAUUUAAAAAUAAACUAACAUGCUUUUCCUAACACUAAACAGGAUGUGGUGCUGAAAUUAAGGAAAUACAUAUGUCCUUUAUUUUUCUUUAUAGCAUUUACUGACUUGAUUCAAACAGAAAAUGACCUUGUUAUAUCCUAUUUAAAACACAGUAUUACAUCUACUUGACUGAAACACGAAGAGCAAGUGGAAGACCAAACUAGCUAGAAUCAGAAAUGUGUUUUAAAUUGCACUUUGGAUGCAUUCUUCUUGACCAGAUUGGAACUAUAUUUGAAAAAAGAAAAAAAAAA
Messenger RNA from Polypterus senegalus (gray bichir), 4445 nucleotides. RefSeq names its product estrogen-related receptor alpha (gene esrra). Gene Ontology annotation, molecular function: steroid binding; zinc ion binding; sequence-specific DNA binding. The transcript has 7 exons. Gene Ontology annotation, biological process: regulation of DNA-templated transcription. NCBI's taxonomy places the organism in Eukaryota, Metazoa, Chordata, Cladistia, Polypteriformes, Polypteridae. Gene Ontology annotation, cellular component: nucleus. The record is from RefSeq and is a predicted model, not a curated record. The coding region runs from base 498 to 1769 and encodes 423 amino acids.